AUCGAUAGAGUGAGAGAGAGAGAGAGAAAGAGAGAGUGGUGUCGACGUCGUAUCAAGAUCCAUUCAGAAAUCCGUUCAGUUAUGGAACGACUCUCGUUCUCAGCACUAGCCAUGGCCAUACUGCUGCACUCGGUCAUGGGCAUCUCGUAUUACUUUCUGCUGGCCCGCUGCUCCCCGGCGCCCCUACUCGGCAGCUGGCUGUUCGUGGCGAGCAUUGGGGCCGUACUGCAGGUGGUGCGCAUAUUUCCGCACUGGUGCCGCAACUGUUCGUCUCUGUGCCGCCUCACCCUCGAGAUGGGCAUCUGCCUGCUGACGCUGGACCUGAUGCUGAUCAAGCUGUGGUGUCGCAUCGAAGCGCUCUGCCACUGUGCAAUCAUCGGCAUACUGCAGCAGCUAGUCACCGAGGAGUGCACCUUCGAGAACUGCGAGUACUGGCUGCUGGGCAUCACCACCAGCAUCAUCGGUGCCUGUCUGCUCUGGUUGACGGUGUGGGCCACCGCGCUGCCUGCCCGACUGCGCCUCGACUACAACAACUGGCAGGCGAACGUCUCACGUUCCGUCAAAAGCAAUAUUUGUCACUUGGCCUUCGGCCCGUCGAGCCUACGGCGCAGCACUGCGAUUCAAUGCCAUGACAGCGUGCAGAGCUUUGCCAGCUGAUCUAGGCGUAUCACUUCUGUUCUGGCAAUAGACAUGCAAAUAAGUGUGCCCAGAGUUGGAUCCAGCUACUUGGCUAACCGCACUCCCGGAUUGUGAAACCGAAACUGUACAAG
Molecule: messenger RNA, 770 nt
Organism: Drosophila navojoa
Lineage: Eukaryota; Metazoa; Arthropoda; Insecta; Diptera; Drosophilidae
Source: RefSeq, a predicted model, not a curated record